AUGGACCAGAUUGCGAUGAUUGACAAGGUUAUCGAAAAGAUGCACGCAUGGUCAAAGGGCAGCUGGGAAAGAGCAACCGCCGUCGAAGCCGAACUCGAAUACAAUCACCCUGCCUUUACCCCCUUCUCCCCUCAGGGUGCUCCAAAGCCGAACACACUCCCUCCGAUCUUGCUAUCUAUAGUAAAACAGAUCCUCUCGGAACGACCUACAGAGGAGCAGUUUCCUCAAGGCAAAGGCCUGAUCUUGGUUGAAGAUGGCGCUGCGGGAGAUCCCGCCAGUUUGGGAACGCACUGUUUGACCGUGGCGAAUCAUCUUUCUAUGCUGAGCGAGGCCGAUUAUGGACUGGAUAGUGCCGAAGAGUGGAAAUUGAUGCACGACCUUCAGAUCGCUGCGAUCCAGGAGAUGCGAUUCUUGCUCGAACAUGCCCCAAAGACUGAAGAUGGAGCGAUCUCCCAUCGAAUCGGCCAUGUCAGCCUGUGGGCCGACUUCAUUUACAUGGUCCCUCCAUUCAUGGCCACCUACGCGCUCAGUUUCCCUGCCAAGGAUAAUUCAGCAUAUGGCUCGUCAGGACCAAAAGUCUACCUGGACCAAGCUUACAACCAAUGUAGGUUGCACCGUCAGUACCUGAAGAAACCUACCAGUGGGCUCUGGAGGCAUAUCGUUCUCGGUGGGGAGAAAGUUGGAGGCGAUCGGAAAGUCGACCCGUGGGCGUGGAGCACUUCGAACGGGUGGGUGGCAGCAGGUCUCAUCCGGACCAGACAGAUCUUUCUCCAGAGCCCGAAUGCCGCCCAGAUGGAAUCCGAAACCGAAGACCUCUUACACUGGACACUAGAAAUCAUGGACGAAACGGUCAAGCAUCAAACCCCUUCUGGCAUGAUCAGGACGUACAUCGAUGAAGAACACAUGCCGGAAGAAUCGUGCGGGACGGCCUUGCUGGCUUACGUCGGAUUCCGUUUGGCGACGAUUCGGGGCAAGCGGGACGACUACAUUCCCUUUGCGUUGCGAGCUCGAGACGCGGUCCUUGCCAAGGUCGAUCCGGCUUCAGGCGCGCUCACGCAAGUCUGCGAUAUUUGUGACGAAAGGAUGAUGCGGGAGCAAAGUGCUGAGGGACAAGCCUUUGUCGUCCUCAUGGAAGCCGCUCACCGGGACUGGAAGGCGCUUCAAUCGGAAUGA
Filobasidium floriforme is the source of this 1173-nucleotide messenger RNA. RefSeq names its product Six-hairpin glycosidase-like protein. The record is from RefSeq and is a predicted model, not a curated record. Lineage: Eukaryota; Fungi; Basidiomycota; Tremellomycetes; Filobasidiales; Filobasidiaceae. Bases 1 to 1173 code for a protein of 390 amino acids. Gene Ontology annotation, biological process: carbohydrate metabolic process. The transcript is spliced from 8 exons.